Messenger RNA from Panicum virgatum (switchgrass), 882 nucleotides. RefSeq lists its product as uncharacterized. The record is from RefSeq and is a predicted model, not a curated record. NCBI's taxonomy places the organism in Eukaryota, Viridiplantae, Streptophyta, Magnoliopsida, Poales, Poaceae. The transcript has a single exon. Bases 130 to 558 code for a protein of 142 amino acids.
ACUUUAUUUAAUGCUCUAAAUGGCAUUCUUUGGUAAAAAAUCCAGAUCCAGAAGGCCCAACUACCUCGCGUCUCCUCGGCUCUUCCUCAUCGCCUACGCUACGGAUCGUGGCAGCCAGAGCCACCAGCAAUGUCAGGCGGCGGCGGGCGGCGAGGAUGGAGCCCGUUCGACGCGAUCCGCAGCUUCCCGUCGACGCCCGAGUCGCUCAUGUCGCAGAUCGACGCGGCCAUCGCCUCCACGGAGUACGCUCGCGCCUGCGCCCUCCUCGACCCCGACCCCGCCUCCGCCUCCUCGCAGCCGCAGCCCACGCCCGGCGAGGGGGCCGCGGCCUCCCCUCCGGCCUGCUAUGACGAGAAGGUCGCGGACGAGGCGUACCGUGCGGCGUGCGCGGCGCUGGGGGCGGGGCGGCCGGACGCCGCCGUGCGGUCGCUGCGGGUGGCGCUGGCGAGCUGCCCGCCGGAGAAGACCGCGGCCGUCGCCAAGGUGAGGUCCAUGCUGGCCAUCGCGUCCGCCCAGCUGCACAAGCAGCAGCACCAGGCGCAGCUGAGCAGGAAGUGAGGCGCUGCUUCGCCCUCGCUGCGGGCUGCAGAUGCGAUUAGAUCUCGUCGAGACAUGAUUAGAUGCAUUGAUGUUUCAAGUUAAAUGCGUUCUGUUCUAAUUGCUCCGGCAGCAAAUUAUAGAAGGGGAACUUGCUGUGUAUCCGACUGCGAUCUGCUGCCAAUCUAGAUAGUCUCUGAGCUAGUUAUUGCCCACAAUCUAGAUAGUCUCUUGUGCAUAUUGUGUCAGAAUUACGUUGUUUUUACUGACUGCUGAGCUAAAAAGCUAACAUGAGGAAGCACAUGAGAACUAGCAAUCUAUCACACACUAUUGUGCCGCGCAUCA